AUGGAGAAAGCAAGGCUGUCUCAACCAUCUCAAGAAAGCCGUUCUUCUCAGAGGUUGACGCAGGAAGUGGGAUCCCAGAAGAUGAGCCAAGGAAGUGUAUCCGCGUCACAGAGAUCUCAACCGAACACUCCCAUUCCACAGCGUCAAGCUAGUGAUCAUAACAAAGUUGCUGGCAUUAUGCAGACUCCGUCGUCGCGGAAGGCGAAGGAUGCUGGAAAAUCUCUGAAUGACCUUGUCGGCGGAGAAUCAUCACCCAUCCAGGAAGACAUCCCAUUUAGCUUAAGCGAGGAUCCUGACAAAGAAGUUUUUGAUCCUACUGCUGCUCUGAAUAUUAGCGCAAACAGCAACGACCCAGGUGCCGAUUUCUUGUCGCUGAUGGAGACCACAAAUGAGAAAAAAGCAAAAAGUGGACGUAAUCGUGCGUCGCCAGAUGGUGACUUCUCUUUCUCUAUCUUUGGCGCUGCUGCUGAAGGAGGAGCUACAUCAAGUGGUUCUGGUGAUGGUGAAUUCGCUUUUGAUUUCGGAAAUCCUACGCAGGAUGGUGAUGGAGCCGAUGAUGGCGGUUUUCAGUUCAACUUUGGAGGUUCUGAGGAACAAGGAAAUGACAAGGAUGAAGGGUUCAACCUUUUCGGUUUCUAA
Messenger RNA from Cylicostephanus goldi, 639 nucleotides. The record is from the annotation of a GenBank genome assembly. NCBI's taxonomy places the organism in Eukaryota, Metazoa, Nematoda, Chromadorea, Rhabditida, Strongylidae.